Notechis scutatus (mainland tiger snake) is the source of this 997-nucleotide messenger RNA. The record is from RefSeq and is a predicted model, not a curated record. NCBI's taxonomy places the organism in Eukaryota, Metazoa, Chordata, Lepidosauria, Squamata, Elapidae.
ACUCAUACGUGACAAAUCAAUGACCGCCUCAUCUUUGGACUUCGAGGCUGGCUGUCUCUUUGCUUUGGCACCUCUCCAAGCCGAGGGGAGCCAGCGGUCCCUUCUCUCUCCGCCUCCCGGCGCUCGGGGACCUCGGAGAAAAGACCUCCGGGGUCCGCUCAGACCUUCCUCCGGGUUCGGGGCGCCUCCCCGAGGUCGGCCGAGGCGGCGGCUGCUCUCGCAGUCCCAUGGAGAGCUCGGAGGAGGGAGGAGCCGCCGCAAGCCCGGCCGACAUGGCAGCCAAACUGCACGCAGCCAAACGCGCCCUGCGAGCGGAGCUGAAGCGCCGCCUGGAAGGGCUGAGCGAAGCCGAGAAGCUGCGCCAGUCGCGCCUGCUGGCCGGCAAGGUGGGUGGGUGAUGGUGCAUCCUUGCUACCUAUCUUCCCGGCGCAUUGCAGUCUUUCUGAGCAUGCCGGAUGAGGUCCAGACCAAUGAAAUCAUUAAAGACAUUUUUCAAAAAGGCAAGGAGUGUUUCAUUCCAUGGUACAAGCCCCAAAGCAGCCACAUGGACAUGGUCAAGCUAGCUUCCUAUGAAGAAAUUGCCUCGCUUCCUCUGACAUCCUGGAAUAUCCAUCAACCAGCUGAAGACAAUAGGCGGGAAGAUGCAUUGGCAACAGCAGAUGGUCUGGAUCUCAUCCUGAUGCCGGGACUUGGUUUUGACAAAAUGGGGAACAGGCUGGGAAGAGGAAAAGGGUAUUAUGAUACCUACCUCCAACGAUGCCUGCAGCAUCCAAAAGGAAAACCGUACACAAUUGCCUUAGCUUUCCAAGAACAAGUAUGCGGUAUGGUCCCUGUGUCUGAAACGGAUAUGAAAGUGGAUGAAAUCCUCUUUGAAGGAUUUGAAAACUCCAAGCAAGAACUUUGAUGAGUGACUGACCAUUGCUUUUGUGAUGACCCGGAGUGUAACACAAACGUAACAAAAUCCAAAAUGUAAAUAAAUGUCCUUUAAUGCUUCCAA